AUGGAAUCUGAUCCUCGGUCUACUCUCACACUUCCGACUGUCUACAUCACCGGCCACAACGAGAAGGGCGAAGCAAGAGUGCAGAGCUCAACGAAAGAAGAGACAGAACCAUACCCCAACUUACGUACGAGCGGAAGGAUUGUAUACACAACUUCAAAGUUCCCGCCUGAGUUGGCUGGCGAUGAAGACAUAAUACUUCAUCAAGCAGUCUUGGAAGGGGGAAAGCUUGGUCUUGUCAACCUAGGCGGAACUGUUUGUAGGAUCGUCAACUUUGGACCAAAAAAACAAUGUCAUGAUGCACAGAACACAUAG
Messenger RNA from Exophiala xenobiotica, 312 nucleotides. RefSeq lists its product as uncharacterized. The record is from RefSeq and is a predicted model, not a curated record. The transcript has a single exon. Bases 1 to 312 code for a protein of 103 amino acids. NCBI's taxonomy places the organism in Eukaryota, Fungi, Ascomycota, Eurotiomycetes, Chaetothyriales, Herpotrichiellaceae.